UCCAACUUUUUUCUUCCUUUUGUGUUAAACUUCUCUUAUAAUUCUCCCAAUUCUCAAAACUCCUCACUUUUCUCACAAACCCUGCUCCAAAACCCUGCUUUAAAGGGAAAUCUGGCUGCUGGAUUGAGAAGGGGAUUGCUAAUGAAAGGUUGAAGAUUUCUAUAACAAAUUGAAGAAACAUCAUGGGUUCAGUUUGUUCCUGUUUCACUGUUCGGGAUGUUGGAGGGAAUGCUGCCUCGAAUGAUCAAAAUCAUACUUUCUGCAAGUGUUUCAGUUGCUGCUUUCAGAACUUAAUUAAUAAGUGUGGAACCAUAUUUGGGCAAGCACAAGGAACUGCUGGGACUUCAGUUAAUCAAGGCCCGCCAUCUUCGACUGCUCCAAAUGCCAUAAACAAUUCAUGUAAUACAAUCAGGCCUCAGGAUAGACGUUUACCAAAUAGUGCUGCUCCUCCAAGACGGCUUCAAAUACAAGAAGAUGUUGCAUUAAGACGACAGGACAAAGGAACAAGUCAUUCACGAGUUGAGCCCGAACCAGAUAUAGAUGCUGAUAUUGAAACAACACAAAAGCUUCUAAAAGCAGGCAAUCUGCUUAAAUCAGACUCUGCUCAUCAAGGCCCGUCAUCUUCGACUGCUGGAGUUACCAUCAACAGUUCACGUAAUACAAUCAUGUCUCGUGAUAGAGGUUUACCAAAUACUGCUGCUCCAAGACAGCCACAAAUGCAACAAGAUGCUGCAUUUAAACAACAGGACAAAAGAACAAGUCAUUCACGAGUUGAGCCUGAACCAGAUGCUGAUGUUGAAAUAACAGUAGGAUCAGACACAGUGCUUAAAUCAAACUGUGACGGAGGAUCUAAAGAAUAUCGUCCAGAGAUCAUGGUGACAGCUGUUCCAUAUGUCGUUUGCUCAUCAGAAGAUGAGGAUGUAUGUCCCACAUGCCUCGAAGAGUAUACACCAGACAAUCCCAAGAUAUUUACAAAAUGUUCUCAUCAUUAUCACCUCAGCUGUAUAUACGAGUGGCAAGAGAGAAGUGAAACAUGUCCAGUUUGUGGAAAGUUGAUGGAAUUCGAGGAGACAAAUUGAUGUUCAGAGUUGAAGAGAAGGAGCUUAGUAAGGUGCACAUGAUUUUUUACCACACUCUGGUCCCCUGACAUCUACAAAGGAUCGAUGAGUAACGCGAUACAAAGUCUAGAGAAUUUUUGGUUCUCCUUAAAAACUCUCUUUUUGGUAUAUACUUUUGCUGCCAUGGGCUUUUUCGUGGGUGUUUUAGGCCCGUGAGUGAGAUCUCUGUUCAUUGCAGGCAUCUCCGCGGUUCUUCACCACAUGGAUAGUACCAAACCCUUGUGCCCCGACCCUUGAUCAGAUAAAGCUGAAAUUUAGAUUUUUCAAAUUAUCUUUUU
This is a messenger RNA of Solanum tuberosum (potato), 1396 nucleotides long. RefSeq names its product E3 ubiquitin-protein ligase At3g02290-like. The coding region runs from base 183 to 1079 and encodes 298 amino acids. Gene Ontology annotation, molecular function: ubiquitin-protein transferase activity; zinc ion binding. The record is from RefSeq and is a predicted model, not a curated record. The transcript has 5 exons. Lineage: Eukaryota; Viridiplantae; Streptophyta; Magnoliopsida; Solanales; Solanaceae.